GGGCCGGACGCAGCGCGCAGUCGGCACGGGGCGCGGCCGGGAGCCGGAGCGUGCAGGGCGGGCCGCUGCUGGAAGGAGCGCUUGAGCUGGGAGAGGAGGCCGAGCUGGAGGGCUGCUUUCCCCGGCCCUGCGACGGGGUCGCCGCCGCGGAGGCGAAGGAAACCGGGACAGCGGGGCUGCCCGGGCGCUGCGCGCAUGCUGGGCCUGGGACGCCGCCGGGGCUCGCGCCCUGGGCUGCUCGGCCGCCGCUGCCCCGGGCGCCCGGCAUGUCGGUGCACUACACCCUGAAUCUGCGCGUCUUCUGGCCCCUGGUGACUGGCCUGUGCACCGCCCUCGUGUGCCUCUACCAUGUCCUGCGGGGAAGCGGGGGCGCCCGGACCGAGCCCCCCGAAGGCGCGGACGGCGGCUUCCCGCUGCUCAAGGUGGCCGUCCUGCUGCUCCUCGGCUACAUCCUCCUGCGCUGUCGCCACGCUGUCCGGCAGCGCUUCCUGCCGGGGUCUCCCCGCCUGGGGGGCCACUCCGCCUUCUCUCCUAGACACUUGCGAGAGCCCAGCCUCGACAUCUUGCUGGAGAGUUACUACGAGCACGAGGUGCGCCUGUCGCCGCACGUGCUGGGCCACAGCAAAGCACACGUGAGCCGGAUCGUGGGCGAGCUGGUGCGGGCUGGCCGCGCCCGAGGGUCCCCAGGCCCCAUCCCCGGGGGAGCGCUGGCCUUGGCCUUCCGCGGAGAUUUCAUCCAGGUAGGCAGCGCCUACGAGCAGCAUAAAAUCCGCCGGCCUGACGGCUUCGACGUGCUGGUGCCGCUGCGCCUCCCUCCCCUGGUGGCGCUGGAGCCGCGGAGCCUGGGCACGGAGCCCGCGCUGGCCCCAGCUUUCCACGGCUGCUUCGUGUGCGCACUGAAGGCGCCGCCAGGGGCUUCCGGGGGUCACUGGCUCCGGGACUGCAAAGCCUUCGCCGACGGCUUCUGCGUGGAUGUUCGCGGGCGGCGCCAUCUCUCGGCUACGCUGGUACUGCGCUGGUUUCAGUCGCACCUGCAGCGCUCCCUGGCCACCGUGCGCUACAGCCUGGAGGGGCGUUGUCGGGUCAGCCUGACCCCAGGCGGCCUGGAGCAGCCCCCCACCCUACACGUCCUGCCCUGCCGCACCGAUUACGGCUGCUGCCGCCUUUCCAUGGCCGUGCGUCUCAUCCCUGCCGUCCACUUGGGCGACAGCGUCUUCCUGGUGGCCCCACCACCGCCACCCUCACCCGUCGGGCCUCUGUCGGAGCUCCCGGGAGGCCUGCGUGCCGAUGCACUGUGGGGUGUGAACACGGCGCGCCAGGAGCAGAAGCUGCUGAGCUGGCUGCAGGAAAGGGCCCCUCCAGGUGCCUGCUACCUCAAGUGCCUGCAGUUGCUUAAAGCUCUGCGAGACCUGGGCGCCCGCGGGCUGGACCCGACGGCCGCCACCCAGUGGGGACGCAUCCUAUCCUCAUACGUGCUCAAGACAGUGCUGCUGGCGGCGCUGCUACGCCAGGGGGCUCCCGCACAAGGCUGGGACGAGGCGCACCUGGGCGAACGCUUGGAAGAGCUAGUACAGUUCCUCAGGGAUUGCCUGCUGCGACGCCGUACACUCUUCCACUGCCUCCUGGGCCCUGGAGGGGCGGCCGCCGAGGUGGGCCCACUGCCCAAGGUACUGCGUGAAGCCACCCCGGUUGACCUCCUGGCCACUUUCGACAGGCAGGCCCGGGAACUCGCGGCGGCGCGGUUGCUGUCCACGUGGCGAAGGCUGCCCCAGCUUCUCCGGGCCUAUGGGGGUCCCCGCUACCUUGCCAGGUGUCCCCCACCCCGGAAUCAGCGCCCCCAGGGGUUCCCUGAAGAUGAACCGUAAACCCUGCCAGAGCCCCGACCUGGCCUGGUGCUCCUGAAGCCUCACCCACCAGGUGGGGGUGGGGAUGGCAGUGAAGCCAGUUUAAGGCAAGGAAGAUGACCAGAAGGUGCUGGAACAGUCAGAGGAUGACAUUUGGUGGCUUCAACAUCACCCCCUGGCCCCACAAUCCGGAUAGCUUUGGCAUCUUUUUCAUGCCCACCAGAGUGUCCUGGGCAAGCUACGGAAGGACGUUCAAUCACAUGAUUUGGUGGAGAUGAAGCAAGUAUAAGCUGGGAGAGGACGAAGAUGUAUGUGAUCAUCCGUACAGAGAGAACAGACUAAAACAUGCAGCUAAAUUAUAUGUAAUCUGGUUUUUGAAGUAUCAGAUAUUCAGGAAUAUUUUUAGCACCCUUUGCUUAAAAAGAAAAAAAAAAGCCUUGAUUCAGUCACUUGACUUUAAAACAUUCCUCUUAUUUUACUGUUAUUUUUAGUGUGGAUUUUGACCCCAAACUGUGUAUUUUGAUGCAGUGUAUCGGCUGUGGUCAUAGUGUAUGUUUUGUUCCAAUAACAGACCAAAGAGGUAAUCAAAUAUGGUUCAGCUGCUACAGUUGUGUGAUUAAAAGGUGUUCUAAUCACACCAGAUUUCCAUGGCCCAAAUAGUCAAGGCUGGCCAUUUGUUUUCUAUUUCAGGUUGGAGUAAAUUUGCACUUUUAAUCAUAUGGGUCAUUUGGGGACCUUGUUCUUUCAUACUUUGCUUUAUUAAUAAAGGAACUUGUA
Messenger RNA from Physeter macrocephalus (sperm whale), 2621 nucleotides. It is a transcript of the gene ITPRIPL2, whose product is annotated as ITPRIP like 2. The record is from RefSeq and is a predicted model, not a curated record. The transcript is spliced from 2 exons. Bases 267 to 1865 code for a protein of 532 amino acids. Lineage: Eukaryota; Metazoa; Chordata; Mammalia; Artiodactyla; Physeteridae.